AUGAAGUUGAUCCUGUCCACAUCAAAUAUCAUGACGGUAGGCGGCCCGUCCGUCAUCCGCCCCGUCACAACCGCCAAAUCCAACGUCGAACUGAUCAAUUCCCUGCGCUCCAACUUCCAAGCUUCCCAACAGCCGACCGCCGACCCCACCGACCGACGCCCCGCGGCCACCUGGACACACCAAGGCCCCGACGCCCUCUACAUCCCCGCGCUGGACCCCUCCUCCCCGGGUCUCGCCGAGGAACGCGCGGAGUACGACAUCACCGUGAAGCUGUUCUACCUGCCUGGGAUCCCUGCGUCGCGGCGGUGCGCGCACACGCGGGAGGCCAUCGACCUCGUCCUGAAAGAGCUACGGGUAGACUCGAUCGACCUGCUGAUCGUCUCGUUCCCGGGGAUCCUAUUCGACGCGGAGGACGACAGCGACGAGGAGGAGGACACGCGGUCGUCGGACAACGGCAGCGAGGAGCCCGACGACUUCGACAGCAUGAUCCAGACGUGGCGGGCGCUGGAGGCGCUGCAGGAGAAGGGCAUGAUCGCGCAGCUGGGCGUCGCGGAGUUUGGGAGCGACCGGCUUGCUCGGUUCCUGCCGCACACGCGCGUCAAGCCCUCUGUCGACCAGAUCAAUCUCAAGGACUGCUGCGUUGUGCCCAAGUCGUUGAUUCUGUAUGCGCGCCAGGAGAAGAUCCAGCUGCUGACUCAUAAUGACUGUAAUGAUAUCUUGCCGGUUGGGACUACGCGCGAGCUGCUGGGUCCUGCUGGGGCGGGUAUCCUGGCUUCGACGUCGGAUGCUAAGGAUGGGAUCGAGGGGGACGUUGAGCCGCAGUGGGUGGUCAAGUAUACUGCGGUCGUCAAGGACCGGGGGGUAGUUGAGAACAAGGGGUAUUUUGCGUUGGCGGACAUGGGCAGCUGCGUGAAGCCGCGGGAGUAG
Aspergillus candidus is the source of this 927-nucleotide messenger RNA. Its product is annotated as putative gamma-cysteine synthetase regulatory subunit. The record is from RefSeq and is a predicted model, not a curated record. Lineage: Eukaryota; Fungi; Ascomycota; Eurotiomycetes; Eurotiales; Aspergillaceae. The transcript is spliced from 2 exons. Gene Ontology annotation, molecular function: glutamate-cysteine ligase catalytic subunit binding; enzyme regulator activity. Gene Ontology annotation, biological process: glutathione biosynthetic process. Gene Ontology annotation, cellular component: glutamate-cysteine ligase complex. Bases 1 to 927 code for a protein of 308 amino acids.